Molecule: messenger RNA, 2107 nt
Organism: Oncorhynchus masou masou (cherry salmon)
Lineage: Eukaryota; Metazoa; Chordata; Actinopteri; Salmoniformes; Salmonidae
Product: leucine-rich repeat-containing protein 3B-like
Exons: 2
Coding region: 317-1138 (273 amino acids)
Molecular function (GO): protein binding
Source: RefSeq, a predicted model, not a curated record
CAUGUUCAAUACUGAGCAGCAACAAGCAAUUGCAACAAUGUGAAUUUCAACUUCGGAUAUUCGAACAUCUUUGACGAGGAUAGGCAAAAACAGAAGGAAGAUUGGGUUGGAACGAUCCGUAUGGAAUUGUCAACGUAUGGAAUUGAGAGGGGUUGUUUUUAUUGCAGCAUGAGUUCAACUGGUGGCAGGUCCUGCUAGACCUGAACAUGGAGUGUUUGGUAUGAGCCGUGGCCGAUCUGUUGGUCCUUGGGCCGGUCCAGUGGUGAGGUGUCCCUGUCCCUUGGCGGGAUGCUGAGGGCAGGUGGUCCCCACCAGUAUGACUCCCCUGGACCUGUGGCUGUCCCGCUCCAUCCCCAUGUGCCUGCUCCUCCAGAGCCUGGUCCUCAUGGCCCUGUGCUUCCCCUCCGCCUCCAUGUGUCCCAAGGGAUGUGUCUGCCAGCGGGCCCGACCCGACCCGGGCCUCCACCUCGGCCCGGGGCCCCUGGGGCUCUUCCUUGGCCUCAAUGUCACCUGUACCGGGUCCCGGCUCAAAGAGAUCCCCCCGGACCUGCCUCCAGACACCGCCGUGCUCCGCCUCGACCACAACCAGAUCAUGGCCGUCCCCGACCAUGCCUUCCGGGGCCUGAGGCUGCUGCGGGAGCUCAACCUGUCCCACAACGCUGUGGAGACGCUGGAGGAGGGUGCCUUCAGUGGCGUGGAGGCCACACUGCAGGUCCUCGACCUCUCACACAACCGCAUCACUAGCGUGCACAAGGAUGCAUUCGCCCGGCUCAAAGCGCGGGUCCUGGUGGAUGACAACCCCUGGCACUGUGACUGCACCCUGCAGCAGGCACUGGGCGGCAUGGCCCACAACCAUGAGGCGGCUGCACGCGUCCUCUGCCGGAGCUCCGAGCUCCAGGAGCAGGAGGGACGCCAUUUCCUGGCAGUGGACACAGACCUGUGUAACCUGGCCAAGAGGACCACGGACUACGCAAUGCUGGUGACGAUGUUCGGCUGGUUCGCCAUGGUCAUCUCCUACGUGGUGUAUUACGUACGGCAGAACCAGGAGGAUGCCCGGCGACACUUGGAGUACCUUAAGUCGCUGCCCAGCAAGCCUGUGAAGCCCAACGAGGUGGAGGACAUCAGUACUGUGGUGUAACAGGACAUCAUCACUACUAGACACUAUAGGACAUCAGUACUCCAGUGUGACAUCCCUGUAGUGAGAACUGACAUCACUACAGUGAGAACUGACUGUAUACAAUAUAAUUAGAUUGCCUAAUUAGUUAUAGAAUUAGAAUGACUAAUUGAUUCUAAUUCUAUGCAUGAACAGCAGAAGUUCAGAACUAAACCCGGAGAUAUAGGACCCAUAUUUCAAAAUGGAUGUAACGUCUUCUGUUGUGAAAAUGUUUUUUUGAUGUACUCAAAAGAAAUCAUGAUAGAUUAAACCUGGAUCCUUGCAUUUGAAGCUUCACACCCAAUAUGUGUUAAUUACAAAGGUAAACACUGAGAAAGCCCAAUUUUUAAAGAGGAGAAAUGCUUAAACGUUAGUGUUUCUCUGUAGACGUCAAUCUAAAGACAAGCAUUUUGGAAUGCACAGUGUACAUGUGCAUAGACAACAGCAGUUAGUUCAGAUCACAUUAACAGAAGGGUAAAGUCUAUGGGGGUACCACGGAUGGCUUCAUUGAGAUCUGUUCUGAGAUUGUUUUGAAAAUCUGAAUCUCAGGUUUAAAUUUUGAUAGGUUGAUAAGUAUUUUUUUAGAGCAAAAUCUGGAGAAAUGGUUUUUGGACAACAUUUUUGUAAGGUAAUGAUAACAGGCCAUUGAUCUAGAGGGUGUUCUCUGUGCUUGUGCAUCCAACUGCAUACUUUGUUUAAUUUAAUUUGAAUAAAUAACAGGCCCCAAACAUCAAUCAUGAAGCUUACCUUUACUUUCCAAAUGUGAAAUAAUUAGAAUCAAUGAUUUGUUAAAAUGAUCAUGACAUCACCAAUGUUGAAAAACGACUGAUGUGCUGUAAAAAUACUAAACAUUUCUUCCUUAAUUUUGUCAAGUCCCUGUACUGUAUGUUGUUGUUGUCUUGAAAUGACAAAGUUGAUUCAUUGCAUCUUAGUAGAUUUGUGAUGGUCAGAUAA